UUGGUACUUACACUCCGCUGCUCAGCUGAAUGUCAGCAUACAAGCUAGUGGGGGAUUCUAGGAGGCUGUUUAGAGCUCUCCCCUAAAUUCUGGCUGAUCAUGACGACUUUUAUGUACAGAAGUCUGAUCCUUGUAUUUCUGGUCUCUUCUACAAGCUGUGCCUCCAUCUGCUCUUCACGAGGAGUGAGCUCCUGUAAGCAGUGCCUAGCUGUCAGUCCCAUAUGUGCCUGGUGUUCACAAACGGACUAUGGAAAAGGGGCUUCCCGUUGUGAUACAAAAUCAGAACUGGAAAAAAAAGGUUGUCUUCGAGACUACAUUGAGUACCCCGUCAGUGAUAUAAGCUUUUCAGCCGACCAGCCACUGAGUGACAAGGGUUCAGGUGGGGAAACUGAAAAGAUCACCCAAAUAACGCCACAGAAGAUAGAACUCUAUCUAAGACCAGAUGAUUCUAAGGUCUUCACAAUACAAGUGCGGCAGGUGGAGGACUACCCUGUUGACAUCUACUACCUUAUGGACUUGUCUUACUCUAUGAAGGAUGACUUGGAGACUAUCCAGACACUAGGCACUAAGCUGGCAGAGAGGAUGCGUAAAGUGACCAGUAAUUUACGGAUUGGAUUUGGAGCUUUUGUUGACAAGCCCAUGUCACCUUACAUGUACAUCUCUCCUCCAGAGGUUAUUGCAAACCCAUGUAAAGACAUUUUUACUACGUGCUUGCCAACUUUUGGCUAUAAACACGUCCUAGCCUUAACAGACGAGGUAGAACGUUUUAAUGAGGAGGUUGGAAAGCAGCUUGUAUCCCGGAAUCGUGAUGCCCCCGAGGGUGGAUUUGAUGCAGUUAUGCAGGCUGCAGUAUGUGACGAAAGAAUUGGCUGGAGGAACGAAUCUUCCCACCUACUGGUUUUUACCACAGAUGCCAGGACACACAUAGCUUUGGAUGGAAGACUUGCUGGAAUUGUCCAGCCCAAUGAUGGGCACUGUCAUUUAGGAGAAGACAAUCAUUACACCUUAUCUACCACCUUGGAUUACCCAUCUAUUGGUCUCAUUACAGAGAAACUCUCACAGAAAAACAUUAAUCUUGUUUUUGCUGUCACAAACGAAGUCCAGGACCUCUACACGAAAUACAGUGCCUUGAUUCCAGGGGCCACAGUAGGCACAUUAUCUGGAGAUUCCAGCAAUGUUAUUCAGCUCAUUGUGGAUUCCUAUGAGAAGAUUCGCUCCAAAGUAGAACUGGAAGUCCGUGAUCUACCAGAAGAGCUGUCACUCUCAUUUAAUGCAACCUGCACCAACAAUGAGGUCACACCAGGCCUGAAGUCCUGCUCAGGUCUAAAGAUUGGGGACACGGUGAGUUUCUCCAUUGAAGCCAAAGUGCGGGGUUGUCCUGAGGAAAGAGUGAAGACUUUCACCAUCAAACCAGUUGGAUUUAAGGACUCCCUUACUGUGACUGUGCACUUUCAGUGUGACUGCAAAUGUCAGGAGAAAGAUGAACCCAAUAGUGACUCAUGUAAUAUGGGCAAUGGGACCCUGAGUUGUGGAAUUUGCCAGUGUUAUACUGGAUGGCUGGGACCCCACUGUGAGUGCUCGGAAGAAGAAUACGAUCGCACCCAGCAGGACCGCUGUGCCCAAAGUGAGAAGGAUAGCGUGUGUUCUGGAAGAGGGGAGUGCAUUUGUGGCCAGUGUGUGUGUCACAACAACGACUUGGGCAAAGUGUGGGGGAAAUACUGUGAAUGCGAUGACUUCUCCUGCCACCGGUUCAAGGGCGAGAUGUGCUCAGGACAUGGACAGUGUAACUGCGGGGAUUGUAUUUGUGACUCUGACUGGACAGGAGAUUACUGUAACUGCACCACCCGCACAGACAUGUGCAUGUCCAGCAGCGGUCUCCUUUGCAGUGGAAGGGGACAGUGUGUCUGCGGAAAGUGUGACUGUACCCAACCUGGUUCAUAUGGAGACACCUGUGAAAAAUGUCCAACUUGUCCAGAUGCCUGUACCUUUAAGAAGGAUUGUGUGGAAUGCAAGAAGUUUGAGCGCGGAGCCUGGUUUGAAGAUGCAUCUUUGUGUAAGAGAAUUUGUCGGGACGAGAUUGCGUCUGUGACAGAACUACCUGACAAUGGGAAGGAUGCUGUGAAUUGCACCUAUAAGGACGAGAAUGACUGUGUGGUCAGGUUCCAGUACCAUGAGGACUCCAGUGGGAAGUCAGUAUUGUACGUCAUAAAUGAAGCAGAAUGUCCUCAGGGUCCUGACAUCCUUGUCGUCUUACUGUCGGUCAUGGGAGCCAUUUUGCUUGUGGGACUGGUGGCUCUGCUCAUUUGGAAGUUGCUCAUUACUAUCCAAGACAGGCGAGAUUUUGCCAAGUUUGAAGAGGAGAGGGCGAAGGCGAAGUGGGACACGGCGCACAACCCCCUCUACAAAGGUGCCACUUCAACCUUCACCAACAUAACAUACCGUGGGAACUCGGAGUGAUCUAAGUCAAU
Messenger RNA from Bufo bufo (common toad), 2468 nucleotides. It is a transcript of the gene ITGB3, whose product is annotated as integrin subunit beta 3. Gene Ontology annotation, molecular function: fibrinogen binding; fibronectin binding; integrin binding. The record is from RefSeq and is a predicted model, not a curated record. NCBI's taxonomy places the organism in Eukaryota, Metazoa, Chordata, Amphibia, Anura, Bufonidae. Gene Ontology annotation, biological process: cell-matrix adhesion; integrin-mediated signaling pathway; cell adhesion mediated by integrin. Gene Ontology annotation, cellular component: cell surface; focal adhesion; integrin complex.